AUGGCCGCAUCCCUUCCGCUUCGUGAGUUCACCUUCGCGGAGCUGGAAGCGGCGACGGGGGGAUUUUCGGACUGCGUGGGGGAAGGGGAGUUCGCAAAGGUGUACCGCGGGCGGAUGGUGCUGCCUGUCGGCGGAAGCAGCGCCAGUGACGGCGGAAAUAGCGCUGAUGUCGCUGGUUACUACGCUGGAGACUCAGAGACGGUGUAUCACGAGGUGGCAGUGAAAGUGAUGAAAGGAAGCCGUACGCCUGGGGAGAUUGAAAGAUUCAGAGCUGAGGUGCAAGCCAGCUCAGCAAUGAAUCAUCCCAACGUGCUGAGGUUGGAAGGCGUGGCGCUCAACGCGGAAAAGAGGCUGCUUUUCGUGUAUGAGCUGAUCAAUUUAGGCGACCUCGAGGCUUAUCUCAUGCGAGUCCGCAGAAACGAGGAUUGGUUACCCUGGAAGUAUAGAGUGAAGGUUGCACUGGGGUGUGCCGAGGCGCUAGCUGAAAUUCACGAAAAGGGCUUCAUUCACGGCGAUUUCAAGCCUUCAAGGGUGCUUCUGCGACAAGAUCUCACUCCGGUGGUGGCCGGCGUGGAUGUCGAGGAAUGGGAUAUACGAAUGCCAUCAGCAGUGAUAGGCACGCCGGGCUACACUGACCCAACCUAUUUUCAUACAGGCCAAGGACGCCAGACAACUGACAUAUAUUCGUUUGGUGUGUUCCUUUUAGAGCUGAUAUUCGGCUAUGACCCCAUCGAUAAAAGGUUUGAAGAGCUGAAAGAGGUGGUCAGCCACGGGGAUUGGAAUAAGGUGGUCAACGACCCUUCGUUGGUUACUGACCCGGCCAUUGAGGGGGAGUGGAAUAAGGUGCAUGUUCUUACAAUGAUUAUUCUGGCUCGCUUUGCCACUGACCCUGACCUAGUGAGACGGCCUAAAAUGGGGGAUAUCGCUGCAAAACUUCAGGGUAUUUGGAGCGUAAUUUCCGGUUAG
Closterium sp. NIES-65 is the source of this 966-nucleotide messenger RNA. The record is from the annotation of a GenBank genome assembly. NCBI's taxonomy places the organism in Eukaryota, Viridiplantae, Streptophyta, Zygnematophyceae, Desmidiales, Closteriaceae.